UGGAAAACCUCCAUUUAAAACUAACCAUUAACCAACCACUAUAUAUAUCCACGCUCACACGCGCGCAUUUACUAAUAAGUAAGCUCUUUUGUUAAACGUCCACUUCAAUCAAAUUCGAAGCUCUCCUCCUCUCCCUCUCUUGUUGCGAUGGCGGAUUUUCACGGCGGCGCCGGCGGAGGAAUGGCGGCGGAGGAUUAUCAAGAAGAGGAGAUGUGGGCCAUGAUGAAGGCAAGAGAUCAAGGCCCCAAAACAAGAAAGAAUUCGCCCGCCUCAUCCACGUGGCACUUGACCGCCGCGAGGGCCAUUCCGAGAUCCGCCGCCUCCUCCGGCGGCGCGUCUUCGGCGCCCCUCUCCAUCCCCGAUUGGUCCAAAAUCUUGAAGAAAAAUCCCAAGAAGGGUGGUGGUGGUGCACACAGCCACCACGGCGAUGUCACCGACAUCGAUGACGGCGACGAUGAGAUGCUUCCGCCGCAUGAGUAUCUGGCGAGGAGGGUGGCGUCGACGCAGAUUGCAUCCUUCUCCAUGUGUGAAGGAGUGGGAAGAACUCUCAAAGGGAGAGAUCUCAGCAACCUCAGAAACGCGAUUUUGACGAAAACGGGUUUCCUUGAAUAGUAUAGUUGCUAUUACUACUUCUUCAAUAGGUUUGGUUUAUGAAAAUAAAAGGGGACAGAUUUUGUGAGGUAGCAAUGUUUUGGACGUCGGAGUUUGCCUUUUUUUGUGGGGGGAGGGUUUCGUAGCUAGUGCGUAGUACUAGUAUAAAAUUGAAGCAAGAAAAAUGUUCAAAAUGGCAUGGUCUAAGAUUUUGUACGGCAAUUUGCAUUUUUGGAAAAAAUACAAUAUUUGUAUUGAAUUG
Salvia hispanica is the source of this 853-nucleotide messenger RNA. Its product is annotated as protein S40-7-like. NCBI's taxonomy places the organism in Eukaryota, Viridiplantae, Streptophyta, Magnoliopsida, Lamiales, Lamiaceae. The record is from RefSeq and is a predicted model, not a curated record.